Molecule: messenger RNA, 3543 nt
Organism: Hyaloscypha bicolor E
Lineage: Eukaryota; Fungi; Ascomycota; Leotiomycetes; Helotiales; Hyaloscyphaceae
Product: Arginase/deacetylase
Exons: 2
Coding region: 1-3543 (1180 amino acids)
Cellular component (GO): nucleus
Molecular function (GO): histone deacetylase activity
Source: RefSeq, a predicted model, not a curated record
AUGGCGUUCUCACCGUCCCAAAACGUGGCUAAAGAAAGGACCCCGUUGCCACAAUCAACAAACAACGACACUUUUUCGCAUUCACCGAAACGGCUUUCUAUCAGCGCAGCAUCUGCAGCGUCUCUCCCUUCUUCACCUCCAAGCGUUUCUCCUAGUAGCGGCUUUCCCCAGCGGAAGAAUUCCACGUCGUCGCCAAAUGGCAAAAUACCUCCGCGCAGCCCCCUCCAUCGAUCUCCCAGUUCCAUGAGCCAGCACUCCCGCGCAUCCACUCCAACACUACUGAGAAAAGCAUCCAUGAAUUCUCUACAUGGUGUAGGAGGCAUCACACCUUCUAGAGCCUCGCCGUCUCGUCGCUCCUCUUCGGCGCAAUUCACAAACGCUUCGACAAUGGUUGGCAAAUCCCCUCUUUCAGAGGUCGAAGAUACGACACCACCUCCUCCACGACAUACCCCAGCUUCUAUUGCUACCAACCACUUCAAGACAGAGCUCGAAUUGCUCAAUAAGGAGGAUGGAUCGAGGUCUGCAGAUACGAUUGUGAUCCUGCAUGAUUCCUGCUAUGGUCAUCGCUAUUCUCGACCACGAACUUCGAAGGCUUCUCUAAGUACAAUUGUUGAAAGACCAGAGAGGAUUCAUGCGAGCAUCCUAGGGCUGUCGGUAGCAUAUGUACGUCUAGGAGAGCGGCAUGCUGAAGGACAAUACCCCCUGCACCCGAAUAAAGAUGCUUCGACUAUCCCUUUUGUACCAUUUCGAAUCAGGAAGACAACUCGCCGAUUGGCUCUUUCCUCGCAAGCUGUUACGAAUGUCCAUGGUACCAAGUGGAUGGAGGAAUUAAAAAUCAUGUGUGACAACGCGGAAGCCAAAUUGGCCAUGAAUGGAAAGGAAUUGACUCGACCUGAUAUGAGUCGAAGCCCGGAUCAAGACGUCCCCCCGAAGUUGCAUGAAGGAGAUCUUUACUUGUGCUCAGAAUCGUUGAAUGCAAUGGAAGGAGCAUUGGGAGCUGUAUGUGAAGGUGUGGAUGCAGUAUUCCAAGGAUCAGCGAGUGGAAAGGGGCCACAUCGAACGUUUGUUGCGAUUAGACCUCCGGGACAUCACUGUUCGGCCAGCUAUCCUUCUGGCUUCUGCUGGUUGAACAAUAUUCAUGUUGGGAUUUCUCACGCUGCUCUUACCCAUGGCUUGACACAUGCGGCCAUUAUCGAUUUCGACCUUCAUCACGGAGAUGGAUCUCAGGCAAUUGCAUGGGAUAUCAACAAGCGCGCUGCAACUGCUGCGAAGAACGCCCUUCCCUGGAAAAAGACAUCGGUUGGAUACUUCAGUCUACACGAUAUCAAUUCGUAUCCGUGUGAAAUGGGCGAUGAGGAGAAGGUCAAGAAUGCCAGUAUUUGCAUCGAGAACGCCCAUGGCCAGAGCAUCUGGAAUGUUCACCUACAGCCAUGGAAGAGCGAAUCUGAAUUCUGGGAUCUCUACGAAAAUAAGUAUUCGAUUCUAUUGGAGAAGACCAGGAACUACCUACGGGCACAAACCGAACGUCUUCGAAUGAUGCCAAAUGGACCCAAGCCGAAAGGAGCCAUAUUCUUGUCAGCUGGUUUUGAUGCAAGUGAAUGGGAAAGCUCGGGAAUGCAGCGUCACAAGGUAAAUGUACCAACAGAGUUCUACGCCAGGUUGACUCGAGAUGUGGUCAAACUUGCUGCAGAAGAGGAUACCGCGGUCGACGGUCGGGUCAUUAGUGUUUUGGAAGGCGGCUACAGCGAUCGAGCACUGUGCACUGGUGUGUUGAGCCAUCUUAGUGGUAUGUCCGCCGGUGACCCAGUCAUCAUCAAGAAAGAGCUCAGCCCUACUGGUCUUGCGUAUGAAAUGGGCCAAAAGAUCAAUGCUUUUAAUGGGGUUACGGCAGCAGAGACCGUGUCAAUGGGUGUGCAAACCUAUGAUCCAUUAUGGUGGAGUGUACAGAGACUGGAACAACUUGAUGCCUUGAUCCGACCCGCACCACCUGCUCCAGAACCAAAACAGCGAGACCUGACCCCACCAACAUAUUCCUCGCCAACCCAGUCUUUCAUUGCAAAGGUCACAUCUCCUAGUGGACGACGAGCUGUGUCGAGUAUGUCAAACUUAGGCAAUGGCUCUCCACGCCCAAUCUCAAGAGCGCCAACUCCUCCGCCUCCUGAGGUUGACUGGACUGUUGCUGCACACGAGUUGAGCAAGAUCCUCAUUCCUAUCGACCGACAGACUAUGAGUUGCAAGCCGGAGGAUUUAUCGGCAGAAGCAACCCGUGCUAGAAGAGACCGCCAAUCUAUCAUCACACCUCCCACUUCGAAUUCUGGAUCUGAGCCUCUUGAUAACCCAUCUCAACGAAUGGCAUUGAGGGCACGAAAGCCCGCCAAGCCGUUAGUAGAGACCGUGGAAGAAGAUGAUGCAAAGAAGCCGGCUGCAAAGACCAAUCGUAGAAAGACUGUUGCUGGUGCGGCUAUAAUCGCUGCUGAGAAGGCCGUUUCCAGGAGCACAACUCCGAUACCCGAGCCAAGCUAUCCAAAGCCAACGAAUCAAUCAAGCCGACGACUCAGCCUCAUUUCCAACUCAGGAUCUGCUACGUCAGAAGCACCAUUACCAAACGGGCACAACAGAGUGCCUUCUUAUAGUCGACCUGCAACUUCGCAAACUAUUAGACCUGAUUCUUCAAUGAGCUCCCGAGGCCACUCAAUACCUCCCGUCGUUGUAAAGAAGACAAGAGCUCCAGCUCAACCCCGUCCUGAAGCAAAGACAUCUCGGGUACGGAAGAAGUCACCGCUGAAUGAGGGUGGUGCGGCUGCCUCUGGAAGCACUUCAACAGCAGUCCCUCAGUUGACUUCGAGUGAUGUUAUACUUCCUUCAACCGAAACAUCAAGCUCUCAGACUUCAGAUAUUGAUAACUUGACGUCUGGGAUGAAGAAAAUAAAGUUGAAUCUUACUACCAAGGCCCAGCGGGAAGCGAAGGAACAAGCAAAGCAAGCAGCGAAGCCCGCAUCGAAACCUGUAGCCAUCAAGCCGAAGCCUCGCCCAGCAGAGUCCCGCAUUCUUCCACCAGUAGCUGAACCGGCUUCAACGAACGGAUCUUCCGCUACCGCUUCUCAACCUCAGCCUUCUGAGAUGCUCCCUCUAGUGCCGUCAACACCUCAAUAUUAUCUGCCAGCAUACGUUCAGCAUGCAGCCGAAGUUCCUUUGCCUGCGAGCUCUCCGCCAGCUCCGUCGUCAUACCCAGAACUAGAACAAGGACCACCUAUUCCCAAACCCGCCCCUCAACCCGCAUUACAUCCUGCCCCAGAGUCAGAGCUCUUCGUGCACUAUCAACCAGAAGGUCCACAACCAGGAUCGAUGAUCCAACAAGAACCUCUCAAGUGGCUACCUCCAAACACAUCCACGCCAUCACCAAUGAAGCGGGGCGAUUUGCCCGUCUUUACGAGCACGAGUACGAUACCGUUCGGGCUGUCGAAGGCUAACGGUGAAGUGAAGAAAGAUGAGAAUAAGGGUGACGUCGAUAUCUGGGAGAUUCCAGAGACGCCUAAGAAGUGA